UUAUAUGUACCUAAAAGUGAAAGAUUGGUUUGUAUUGUUCUAUUCGUCUUUCAGUUUUUAGGAUGGUGGUCGUAAGAUGUGUGACUUGAGGGAGAGUUUACUGCUAUUUCUAGUAUAGUGAGGGAUCACAGAACCAUUCUUUCUCAUCGGUUGUUGGGAGUUCUACUCCACUGAAGUCUCGUCUGUUGGUUUGUUUAAUCUCGUGAAGGUGAGACUUGAGACGUGAAGCUGUUUCCCUUCAACGCCAUGUUGUAAACUGUGUGUUGUGGGACCUUUACAAUAUAUAUAUAUAUGUAUACAUACAUAUGUAUAUAUAUAUUUUAUAAAACAACACCAUCAGCAUCAUACUGUUAGGGCUUUUUUUUUUCAAAGAGAAAACAAGAAGAAAACCCUAACAAAACCAUGUGAUAAUUGUACUUUAUAUUAUUAUACUAUCCAAACAAGAAAAGGACAUCUUGUGUGUGCAACAUUGCAGUUACCUACUACCGACUCAUUUUACAUCAUCGUUGAAUUUUUACCGAAAAGAUACAUAUUACAUAACAUAAACAGCAUAAUAUAAUAUUAUACAUGCUACAUAUAUGUCCGAAUAGCACUUAAUUUAUUUGCUCUAUAACAUUAAACACACACAUACACUUCCAAAACUUCACCUGGUUCCCUAUUUAUUUUUACCGCCACAGGUUUACUCAUUUCCCUCUCUCUACAUACAUACACUUCUCUAAUAUAUAUAUAUAAUAUAUAUAUAUAUAUAUUAUAUAUAUAUAUAUAUAUAUAUAUAUAUAUAUAGUUACCCCCGUCCUUCAUUUAAUUUUCCAUUACCUUAUUGAGAUAUAUAUAUAGAGAGAGAUAGAUAGAUAUAUAUGCCUUUUGUUGUUGGUUGUACCUGUACAACCUGACUCCGAUCGGAAAAGUGGGAGCAAGGAAAAAGAUGAUUAUCGAAAAUGUGGAGGCUUUGAAAACUUGGUUGACAAAAACCCUUUCCCCCAUAUGUGAUGCUGACCCUGCCGCUCUUGCUAAAUAUGUAGUUGCACUUGUGAAGAAAGAUAAACCUGAAAACGAACUAAAUGACAAUCUCAUCGAUCAACUUGACGUCUUCCUCCAACAGAGGACACGGACGUUUGUAGAUGGUCUGUUUGAAGCUCUGAAGACAAAAUCCUAUAUCACCAAUUCUAGCAAUGGUGUGUCAUCUGUUGGUGUGUCUGUAGCGCCGACAAACAAUAACCAGACGACUAGUAACAGCCACUCUGGUAACAACAACACCACCACCACCAACAGCAGCAGCAAUAACAAUGUGGUGAAUCAAAUCAGCAACCACAGCACCACUUCAAGCAGUCAAUCUUCUAGCAAGCUGGACAGAAAACGCAAAGUACCUGAUGGAUCAGAUGUGGGUCCCACUGAAGAAGAUAAAGAACAUCGCAAAAAACGAUCUCGCAGUUCAAGUCCGAGGGGUGGAAGAUCUGGAGAUGAUCGCAGGCGUCGGCACGAUGACAGGCGCUUCAACAGACGACGUAGUAGGGAGCGAUCUCGUUCUAAAAGCCCGCAGGGGAAGUCCCGGGAGAGACUCCGUCCAAGUAGAGAUUUAAACAGAGAUAGGGAUCGUUCAAGAAGUCCGGUAACAAGGUCAUUUGGUGUUCGCUCACGUUCCCGGUCCUGGUCACCAACACGUUCCCGAUCUCGUUCGCGGUCACGAGGAUGUAAAGAUGCUGACAGCAGAGGUUCGACUCCUUUACAAGACAAUAAUACUUAUAAUGUGGGACCACCUAAUGUUCAAGUGCCAAGUUCAAGUUCAGUGUCUACUGUCAGCAGUGCUAUAUCUGUUGUCUCUCAUUGGGACACGAACCGCAACACUCCUGUUGCUACUCCUUCUGAUGGACCGCCUUCAUCGGCACCACCUCUAAAUAUCGGAAGCAACCGUCCACGGUGCAGAGACUAUGAUGAGAAAGGCUACUGCAUGCGUGGUGAUCUCUGUCCAUAUGACCAUGGAUUGGACCCUGUGAUAGUUGAAGAUGUGAAUUUACCAAAUGUUUUAUCUUUUCCUCAUGGUCAUGGGCCACCUUCUACUCAUGGUGCUCCUGGGUUCAUAGGACCCAGAAUACCUCCACUUGGGCCUCCACAUAUGCCCCAAAUAGGACCCAGAGGUCCACCACCAAGACCCGCAAGACCAGUCGAGUCUUACCAACCUGAGGGUUAUAACCCUGAAGCUCCUGCUAUUAAUCCUCCUAGACCAUCAUUUUGGGUUGGCCCAAGAGGUGCCCCUCGUCCAAACCAACCUUUUUAUUUACAGCCACCAAGACAGAGAGAUCUUGUCAGUGUUCCGACAAUUCCUGAUAUCUCAAAGCCACAAAAUUUAGAUAACAAGUCUUGUAAUGUAUCGGCUCCAGAGACUAAUCGAACUGUGAUCCCACCUAAACGAGACUUCAUGUCUUCCAAUAAUGCUCACAAGCACCAUUCUCCAUCACAAAUGCAUCAUUAUCAGCAAAAUAAAAAUACCCAACCAAAUCCCCCAGGUGCCUACAGCGGAAGACUGGUACCCAGGUACCUAAAUACUACACUUGAAGUACGUAAGAUUCCCCGAGAUCAGAAUAAUAUUGCCAAAUUGAAUGAACAUUUUGGAAAGUUUGGUGUUUUAAAAAAUAUUCAGGUAUCAUUUGAGAAUGACCUGGAAGCUGCUUUAAUAACAUUUGCAAACCAUACUCAGGCGAAUGUGGCAUAUCGAAGUAGUGAACCUGUCUUUAAUAAUAGAUUUAUCAAAGUAUUUUGGCACCGGGAAAAAGCACCUGAGCAAAAAGCUGCUGAUUCCACAGCCCCAGUGUCUUCCACUGCUGCAAACACAGCUUCAGAUCACCGAAUGCCAGUAAAAGCAAGGUUGGGUAUUCCAGCCCCUAACUUGCUCAGUCUUGAUAAUACAGGACCAAAGAAAACUGAAUCUGGAGAGAAGGCAGUUGUCUACACGUCCUCAGUGGGCCACUUAACAAAAACAGUAUUCAAUCCUGCAGCUAUUAAGACAAAAACCACGUCUGUAACAUCUACGACAACCACUACUACAACUACCACUACACCUUCUGUCUUGUCAAAAGUAAACUCUUCAGAAUCUCCUGCUAGCAAGACAGCAGAGCCAGCUGCAGUGAAAAAGGCUGGGGUACCCAAAAUGGACUCUAUUUUGAAAAAAGUUCAGAAACAGAAGCGUGAUCUGUUGUUAAGCUAUGUCCAGCAGCAGCAUUUAUUGAAAAAACGGUUGACAGACAAAAAUAUUUCAGCUGAUACUAAGGGGAAAAUUCUUAAGGAAAUUGACGAUCUCCGAAAUAUCAUCAAGAAGUUCCAAGAGGAUCUUUUCCCAAAGAAAAAGUCAGAGGUUACCAAAACGAAGCCAGCAGUAACAAUCCCGGGACCAUCGAGUAGUCAGAAAACCCAAAAGGAAAUCUUAGACACUGAGUUGGAAUUAAUCUCCAAGCAGAACAGUGGUGAAGACACGACUGACUUACGUAAAAAACUCAUAGAACUUACACAAGAGGCCGCCUCUUUAGGUCUUUUAUCAAGAGGAAGGGGUAGGGGAGUGAUCCGUGGGAGUAUGCGAUCGCGAGGCAGUUCUUGGAGCCGGGGACAGAGGAGUCUGAAAAUGACAGCUUCAAACAGGUCGCUUGACAAUCGGCCAAAGCAAAUUCACGUGUCUGGGUUCGAUGCUGAACCUCUGAAAAAUAUUUUAGCCCAUUUUUCUUUAUUUUGUGAAUUGGUGAAAUCAGAACCAGAUCCUACAGAGAGUAAUGUUAUCUUGACGUUCAAAUCUAGACAGGAUGCUGAGAAGGCUAUAUUGAAGUGUCGUCGAUACAAGAACAAAGAAUUAAAGAUCAAAUGGUACACACCAGCUGCUCCUACAGUUACUAAUAGCAUUGAUACAUCAUCUGCUGACCUUGAUGAUUCUUUUACCCAGUCUCCGCUGGAGUGUACAGAGUUCACUGACCUGGAAGUUGGAGCCCUGUUGGGUGCUGAUGACGAAGAUGAUGAAGAUGAAGAGAGUCGCUCUUGGAGAAGAUAAUAAACAAACAUAUGGAUGAUGGAAUUUUCAUUUCUCCCCCAUCCCCUACACCACCACCUCUACCACUAUUGCCUAUAUCUAUGGCACCAGUUUUUUUUUCAUGUACAGUUGUAAUAUUCUUAAAAAAAAGAAGAGAACAAUAUAUAUAAGAAAAUUCUUAUUCUUUCUCGCUUUCAUAACAAAAACUAAAUUCUAUUUUUUCCCCUUCCCCUUUUAAUUUGCUCGUUGUUCCCAUUAAGGCAGGCUAAUGUGUCAUUUGAUUCCAACUGAACAAACACGAAAAGUUUGUUGAUAAUUUUUUUUCUCCUUUUAGUUUGAGGAAAUUUUUUUUCUUUAUUUGUUUAUUUCUGGAACAGUAAAUCUGGGUUGAUUUACUCUUGCCUUCAUUUUUUUUUAAAACCCUUCUGAGCUGACCACUUCAUGCAAGACAAUAAUGAGUGUAUAAUACAAAAAAAAUAUAUAUAUAUAUAUACAUAUUUGUAUAUGUAUACACAUAUAUACACCCACUGAACUAGUCAGAAAUGCUGUUAUUGAUUGAAGUAGAUAGCAGCUUUUUGUAAAUAGAUUUUAUGACACACAUACACAUAUCUUACCUUCGUUUUAUUUGCCCUCUCCCUCUCAGCCCCCUUCAGUAUUGUAUUUUCCACCCUCUUCUAAAACCAAACUGAAAUGACUGCUGUGACCCUUUAAUUUGUUUUUUAUUUUUAUUUAUUUAUUCACUUUUUUUUUUUUUUUUGCAAAGUGGGUUGGUGGGUCUCUGUGUAAUUUUGUUGGUCAGUCAAGAAAAUAAUCAACAUGUAUGCACACACACACACACUUAAACAUUGGGCUUUAAUAAUAAUGUUUAAACAUCACAGAAAUGUAUAAAAAAAAAACCUGAAUUCAGAAAAUAUAGUUUGACCAUCAAAAUAAUUUCCUCUGGUUUAGUAUAGAUUGAGCAAGAUUCUUUGGUGACAUUGUAUGUGUAUGAAUGUAUGUGUACACACACACAUAUAUAUAUAUAUAUAUAAUGCAAGGAUGUGAUAGUAUUCAUUGUGAAUGAUAUAAUUUACUGAAAUAUUUAUUUAUGCAAGCAAAAGAUUUACAUGUAAUCCAUUUGUCCCCAUAGCAGCCACCUUUCAUCUCGAAUUAACAUCUUGUUUAUAGUAUAUCCUGCGUUUGUGUUCAAAUCUGUUCAAGGGCACUCUAUGAAACUAAUGUAAUGCAUAGCUAUAUUGACAUAAGAAGACUAUUGUUGGUAUUUCUCUUCUCACAUACCCAUAUCUGCAGCUCAUUCACCUUUCAUCAUCAUCAACAUCAUCAUCAUCACCUAGUUGUUGUUAUCAGACUGUGAUGAAUGGCAGAAUGUCUUGGUGUCAUUUCUAGUGACUAUCUUGUGCCUUAUUUCCUGUAUACAUCCGAUACAUAAAUCUCUUUCUCAGAUACACAUACGCACUCAGAUAUUUAGAUAAUGUAUACAUUUAUAUAAUGUUCUCAUAUAAUAUGUAGUUAAACUGUAUCAGUGUACAGUAAUAUAUAUAUAUAUACACACACAUGUGCAUACAUGUAUAUAUGUAUACUAUAUACAAACGUAUAACUUGUAUGUAUAUGUGUACAUACACUUGUAUAUUGUACUCAUGCAUACAUGUAUGUGUGUAUAUCUCACUUCAUCCCACUUAGUUAUUUUAUCAACCAACCAACCCAGCCUGAAUUAUACCACUUGUUGUGUAUGAGUUCAACUUCUGCGUUUCAUCAUAUUUUUUUCUUUAGUUAAGUAGCUAGCUUGAGCAGUUUAAGUUCAAAUUCAUGGUGAAAGUGUUUCUUUUCCAUGUAUUUAAAAUAUUCCGUUAUGUUACAUUCACUUAAUUUCGGUGGGAUAUUUAAGUUUCUGUCAGUUUUUAGCUUGUGCCAGUGGUUAUAAAUGACAUGGCCCUUUAUAGCUGACCCCGUCUCAUGAGUACAUAACUUCAUUUUAAGUAACUAUUUUAAAAAGGAUUUAGGCAAAAGUUAUUUCAGAUAUAUAUGUGGACAAUGGACUUUAAAUGAUGUUAAUAUAUAAUAUAGGUUUGAUGAUAAAAA
Messenger RNA from Octopus sinensis (East Asian common octopus), 6088 nucleotides. Its product is annotated as RNA-binding protein 26. The record is from RefSeq and is a predicted model, not a curated record. Gene Ontology annotation, molecular function: RNA binding; metal ion binding. Lineage: Eukaryota; Metazoa; Mollusca; Cephalopoda; Octopoda; Octopodidae. The transcript is spliced from 22 exons. Gene Ontology annotation, cellular component: nucleus. The coding region runs from base 926 to 4030 and encodes 1034 amino acids. Gene Ontology annotation, biological process: mRNA processing.